Molecule: messenger RNA, 2991 nt
Organism: Adineta steineri
Lineage: Eukaryota; Metazoa; Rotifera; Eurotatoria; Adinetida; Adinetidae
Source: the annotation of a GenBank genome assembly
AUGGCACAAGUUCCUCGUCUUAGUAUUUCAUCUACUACCUAUACAUAUUACAAUCGAAUUUUUGAUGAUAUAUUAGAUUUAUUUAUAUAUGCUUGUACACAUGGUGAUUAUAUGCUUGUAUAUAAACUUUUACAAGAAGGUAAAGUUAAAGCAGAUAUAUCAAAUAAAAUGGGUAAAAGUGGUCUACAAUUAGCUAUUGAAAAUGAACAUCUUGAAGUGGUUGAAAUUUUACUUGAUAAAAUUCCAUAUGAACAAUUUCGUGAUGCACUUCUUUUAGCUAUUUAUCUGGGUCAUACAACUAUAGCUAAUUAUAUAUUAAAUCAUCAAACAUAUCGAACAUUUUCAGGUGGAUUUCUUGAUCCAAUAGAUCCACAAGCUUAUGAUGAUUCACAAUUUAGUUCUGAUACAACUCCACUUAUUCUUGCUGCUCAAUAUAAUCGUUUAUUAAUUGUUCAUCAUUUAUUAUCUAAAGGUCAUCGAAUAAAAAAACCUCAUAGAUAUAUGUGUACAUGUGUUGAAUGUACCACUGAUUCAAUAUCGGACUCAUUUCGUCAAGCUCAAAGUCGUUUAUCAGCAUAUAAAGGUCUUGCAUCCGAAGUUUAUAUAGCAUUAAUAUAUCCAGAUCCAAUUUUACAAGCAUUUGAAUUAGGUCAAGAAUUACGGUAUCUUGCAAAGAUGGAACAUUAUUAUAGUCAAGAAUAUAGAAAAUUAGCUGAUCAAUUAUCAAUAUUUGUUGCACGAUUAAUUGAUAAUGUUCGAGGACAUGAAGAACUUAAAAUUGUUUUAAAUAAAACUGGUUUACCACAUGAAGAAAAAUAUGAAAAUUUAGCUCGAUUUGAUUUAGCUAUUCAAUAUAAAGAAAAACCAUUUGUAUCACAUUCAAAUUGUCAACAAAAUUUAAUGCAAAACUGGUAUAAAAAUUUAUCUGUUAUUCAAAAUAUUCAUAUAUUCAAACGAAUUAUUUUUUAUCUUGGUUAUAUGAUUUGUUUUCCAUUUUUUGCUCUAAUAUAUUAUGUAUAUCCUAAAUCAAAAAUUGGUUCAUUGUGUCAACAACCUAACUUAAAAUUCAAAGCGUAUAUUGCAUCAUAUUUUAUAUUUAUUGCUUUAAUAAUAGCAUCAAGUUAUUCUUCAUCUAUUUAUCUCGAAAAGACUGAAUCUCUUUCUAAUUAUAAUUCAACUAUAUAUACAAAUUAUAUUAAAUUGAUCUAUCAAAAUAAUGAAUUAAAAAAUGCUAUCAUUGGCAUAGACGAAUAUGCAGAUAGUAAUACUGUUGAUUCAGUAGUUAAUUGUGAUAUAAGUCUUCGUUCAAUGAAACCAAAUCCAUUUGAAAUAGCUAUUUCAAUAUGGAUUAUUGGAUUUGUGUGGAAUGAAAUUAAACAGAUAGCUAGUGUAGGUUUACGUGUGUAUUUAAAGGUUCCUAGUAAUUAUGUUGAUUGUUCAAUGGAUAUUCUUUUUAUAUUUUAUUUGAUUUUUUUGUAUUCAUCAAUGAUUUGUACUCGAAUGUCAAUGAAUAUAUUUCAAUCAUCAAAUUAUUGGUUUCACAUGGCUCGUUAUGAAACAAUGUCGAAUGAUGAAAAACAAUAUUAUAUUCAUCAAACUCGUCAUAUACUUUAUUGGCUUAAUGCUGAUCGAUUUUAUUGGAAACCAGGAGAUCUACAAAAUUUAGCUGAAGCUUUUUAUGCUAUGGGAAAUAUUACUAGUAUUUGUCGAAUUUGUUUUUUACUACCAGUGAUUGCAUUUGUUGGCCCAUUGCAAGUUAUGCUUGAUUAUUGCAUGAUUAAUAUUGCAAAAUGGAUUGGUAUAAUUCUAAUAUUUUUUUCUGCAUUUGCUUGUUCACUGUAUUUAAUAUAUUCUUUUUUUGCUGCUGUUGUUCAACAACAAAAUAUUCUAUUAGGAUCAUCAUUGAAUAUGAAUUCUUCAACAUUAACAGUAUCAAAUAAUUCACAAUGUCCAGAUUAUUUCUAUAAAUUAUUAAAUCAAUCAAUUCCAUUAAUUAUCAAUAAUGAAGAUGAUGAUACAAGUAGUAGUGAUAGUCAAGAUAAUACUACUUUCUGUGAACAAUCUUCUAAUUAUGGUACAUAUCAAAUAGUUGGUCCAUAUCCAGCUAUUUAUUAUUUUGGUGAAUCAUUUGGAUCAACACUUAAAACAACAUUUUUUACAUUAUUUGGUGCUAUUGGUGAUGGUGCAAUUGAUCGUGGUUAUGAAUUACUUACACUUUCCUGUUAUAAACCAAAUCCAAGUACUUAUUUACCAGGCUUUGAUAAUUUUGUAUCAAAUCUUGGUUUUAUACUUUAUGGACUUUUUACAUUUGUAUGUGUUACAGUUCUUAUUAAUACAUUAAUUGCCAUGUUAGAAAAAACAAUUGAAGAUAUUGAUGAUCGUGCUGAUAUUGAAUGGAAAUUUGCUCGUUCAAAACUUUAUAUGGAAUAUAUAAGAGAUGGAGAUGCUUUACCAGUUCCAUUGAAUAUUUUUCCAUCACCAACAUCAAUUAUUAAAUUUGUAAAUCGAAUAAAACAAAUGAUUAUCAUGAAAAAAUUCAUUCAGAAUGAUAGUACUAAAAAAACAACUGGAAUUAAAAGUGAAUAUUCAUUACAUCUUAAUAUAACCAAUGGUAAUAAUAAUAAUGAUAAUAGUGUUGAUGAUGAUUCAGAAUCAGUUAGCUUUAAUAAUGAACAUAUCUUAAAACGUAAACAAUCCUAUGUAUCAAAUAAAACAUUAACAUAUAAAAUAGUUAUUGAACGUGUUAUCAAACGUUUUUUACUUUAUUAUAAAGAUCCUCGACUUGGUUUGACUGAAACAAACGAUGCUUUUCAAGUAAAAGAGAUUAAAAAUGAUAUAUCAUCACUACAUUAUGAAUUAUCCAAUGUAAUUGAUGAAGUUGAUGAUAUGUGUUCUUCACUUAUACAACCAAUGAACAAAUUUAAUCAAGAUUUAAGUAAAUGUUUCGAUUUUGAACAAAUUCAACAACAUUUAAAUAGUCAAAAAGAAUAA